CUCGCUAUCAAGCACCAGCAUCAAGCACCCCCGUCCGUGUCUCCCUGACUCCCUCCCUCUAGAAUUUUACAGUAUUCUACUCGCUGCCUGCGUUCCAAAACCUUUCGUCUUUUCCCCCGCCGUCUACAAAGACUUCACACUCGCAGCCGCAGGCUGCUCCGGCAGACUCCUACACCGGGAAGACUUCUCCUCUCCUCUCUCCUCUCUCCUCUCUCCCUUCCACUCGCGCUCUCCUGGAUACCGCGCGCGGCGACGAGAUGGCGAUAGAUCACGCGACCCCUCUCGGGCUGAAGCGGAGAGGCGCCAUGGGCGGAGGCGGCGAGUGCGACGACGGCAGUGAUACCCGGCGGUGGCCGCCGUGGCUGAGGCCGCUGCUGUCCGCGAGCUUCUUCGUCCAAUGCAGGGUCCACGCCGACGCGCACAAGAGCGAGUGCAACAUGUACUGCCUCGACUGCAUGGGCGGCGCGCUCUGCGCGCUCUGCCUCGCCGCGCGCCACCGCGACCACCACUCCAUCCAGGUCAGUGGAGAGCCUAGCGCUGUGCGCAGACUGGUGCAGUUCGGCAGUUCAGGCGGCUGCGUUCUCGUUCCCCAGUGCCUCUGCCUCCAGCACAUUUCAUUCCCCUCCGUCGCCUUCUCCAUCCGUCUCUCUCUUUGCGUGUUCGUGUUUCGUUUUUGUUUCUCUCUUCAUGACAACCAACUGACUAGCUCAUGGGCAUGCGCUGCCGUCACGGGCUGUCCGUUCUUCCAUCAGAUACGGAGGUCGUCGUACCACGACGUGAUCCGGGUGUCGGAGAUACAGAAGGUGCUGGACAUCGCCGGCGUGCAGACGUACAUCAUCAACAGCGCGCGCGUGGUGUUCCUCAACGAGCGGCCGCAGCCCCGCCCGGGCAAGGGCGUCACCAACACCUGCGAGGUCUGCGAGCGCAGCCUCCUCGACUGCUUCCGCUUCUGCUCCCUUGGGUGCAAGAUAGUGGGCACGGCCCGUGGCUACCGUCCUGGGAAGAAGAAGCACGGCGGCGGCGGCGGUAACAAGAAGAGGGCGUCGCCGGCGCCGGCGCUUAAGGACGUGCGGUCUGACUCGGAGGACUCGUGCACCAGCACCAGCGGCGCCAGCAGCGACAAGAGCAGCGUCGUGCAGAGCUCCCCUCCGCCGCCGACCUCUGCCAGCCACCGCCCCCCCGGGAACAAGCGCCGGAAGGGCAUCCCGCACCGGUCGCCCUUGGGCAGCCUCAUCGUCGAGCUCUAGGACUCUUCGUCAGCGCCAAGGCAAGGCAACGCACUCUGUAUACAUGACAUAGCCCCCCGAAGAGAAGGGAAUAACAAACAGUAAGCCUCUGGACGUGGAGGGCGAAGGGCGACAGCGGUAAGCCGUAAGAUCGGACAAUCCUUAGUUUUGCUUCUUCUCAGGUUUUGUUUUGCUUUUACAGUUACUAGCAGUGGUACCAUCAGUAAGAUAACCGCGACUAAGUUUUGCAGCCUUGUACAUUGUAAUAUUAUUACUAUAGACCAUGACUCUCCGAUGCUUAGAUGUAUAUAGUAAUAGUAUCAGAACGUGGGGGUAGCAGUCGAUCGGCAGCGAGGUGUUCGUCGUAUGUGCAUCAUAAGCUGUAUGUAAUAAAAAUAAGAAACGCUGCUCCAGAUCCUACUGUU
Molecule: messenger RNA, 1651 nt
Organism: Zea mays
Lineage: Eukaryota; Viridiplantae; Streptophyta; Magnoliopsida; Poales; Poaceae
Exons: 3
Coding region: 258-1247 (329 amino acids)
Source: RefSeq, a predicted model, not a curated record